This is a messenger RNA of Dendrobium catenatum, 1827 nucleotides long. RefSeq names its product probable low-specificity L-threonine aldolase 2. The coding region runs from base 515 to 1609 and encodes 364 amino acids. Gene Ontology annotation, cellular component: cytosol. The transcript is spliced from 10 exons. The record is from RefSeq and is a predicted model, not a curated record. Gene Ontology annotation, biological process: glycine biosynthetic process; L-threonine catabolic process. Gene Ontology annotation, molecular function: L-allo-threonine aldolase activity. Lineage: Eukaryota; Viridiplantae; Streptophyta; Magnoliopsida; Asparagales; Orchidaceae.
AUAAGUCCUAUAUCCUCCGAAGCUCUUCCCGAAGCUCAGGCGCAGGCGCACGCAGCAUGAGGCAUGAGCUGGAGAAUGCCCAUCCUGGAUUAGCUCCUCCGGCUUCUGACAUCAAUCGUGGAUCCGACGAGGAAAAAUGGCUUCUUGCCGUCGCAUCCGAUCGCUAGUUCGGUACUGCAUCAAAUUUUAGCUUUUAAAAUAUGAGGAAAGUUGGGUUAUUUCGUCGUCUUCCUCGCUUGCCAAUGGCAGAACUUCGGAGCUUUUUUAGACGAGAGACGUAUGGGUGGAGAGCAACUGGUGGAUGGCAGUCGACCACGUGCUCCAAUUUGGCGCUGGAGGCUUGUUAGGGUUUUAACUAUAUAAAGGAGAGGAAAGAAUACCCAAAUUCCUCGUUCACCAUUCACGAACAGGCGGGCUGCGACGGAUUCUUCGGUUCAGCGCCAUUUUGACAGAGGAAUAGAAGUUGAAACCGACAGAUUAAAGGAGGUUCUACAGCACUUCUUCAUCUAAGAACAUGAAAAUGGUGACCAGAACAGUUGAUCUUAGAUCUGAUACUGUUACUAAACCAUCCGAUGUGAUGCGAGCUGCCAUGGCUAACGCUGAUGUGGAUGAUGAUGCCUUAGGAACAGACCCUACGGCAUUCCAAUUAGAGUCUGAGGUGGCAAAGGUUAUGGGUAAAGAAGCUGCAGUCUUUGUACCUUCUGGGACCAUGGGGAACCUCAUAGCCGUUCUUGUUCAUUGUGAGAUAAGGGGAAGUGAGGUUAUCCUUGGUGAUGACUCACACAUUCAUGUUUAUGAGAAUGGGGGAAUUUCAACCUUUGGAGGCGUGCAUCCUAAAACUAUAAAAAAUAAUCCUGAUGGCACUAUGGAUAUUGAUAAGAUUGAGGCAGCAAUAAGGACUCCCACUGAUUCCCUUUACUACCCAACCACUCGAUUAAUUUGCUUGGAGAAUACGCAAGCCAAUUGUGGAGGUAGAUGCAUUUCUGCUGAAUACACAGACAAAGUUGGUGAGAUUGCUAAGAAACAUGGUUUGAAGCUUCACAUAGAUGGAGCACGCAUCUUUAAUGCUUCUAUAGCUCUGAGAGUUCCCGUUCACAGGCUUGUACAGGCUGCUGAUUCUGUUUCGGUGUGCUUGUCAAAAGGUUUGGGAGCUCCUGCUGGAUCUGUUCUUGUAGGUUCGAAAAACUUUAUUGCAAAGGCUAGAAGGCUUAGAAAAGCCUUAGGUGGAUGCAUGAGGCAAGUUGGAGUACUUUGUGCAGCUGCUUAUGUUGCUUUGAGUGAGAAUGUUAGCAAGCUUGAGGAUGAUCAUAGAAAGGCCAAAAUAAUAGCAGAAGGAUUGAGUCAAAUUGAACAAUUUAGUGUUGAUGCAAAGUCGGUGGAGACCAAUAUGGUCUUUUUUACCAUCUUAGAUACUUCAGUUUUAUCACCUAAAAGGCUCUGUCAAGUCUUGGAAGAGCGUGGUGUGCUUGUGCUACCUUCAAGCUCAACUAGUAUCAGAAUAGUUCUACAUUACCAGAUAUCAGACAAUGAUGUCAACUAUGCCCUGACAUGCAUUAAGCAAGCUGUUCAUCAAAUUUUGACUGAAGCUUCACCAAACAAUGGAAACUAAUCAAGCAGCCAAGCCAUGGUGAUGAUCACUGAAGAAAUUGUUUUUAUUUACUAAUCUUGCCAUUGUUUGUUACUGCAAUUAAUCUCUUAAUAAGACUCUCUCUCUCUAUUUUCCCUUACCAAGCUCUCUAUUCUCCCUUACCAAGAUCUGAAAGACUUUGCUGUCAGUCUUAUAAUACUUGACCUCUGUUUAGUUUGCUUGGAGGCUGGUUAUCUUAA